ACAUUCAUGUGUCUCACACAGGGGAGAGAUGUUGCUUUUUCUUCUGCUCGUCUUCUGUCUCGGGGGGACGGAGUCUGCUGUGGACUCGUACGUGGCUGCCGUGUACGAGCACAGAGUCGUCCUGAACCCAGACCCUCGCGUCCCGGUGUCCCGCCGCGAAGCCCUGAUCCACAUGCAGAAGAACCUGGACGUCUACGAGCAGCAGGCUGCCAGAGCUGCACAGCAGGGUGCCCAGAUAAUUGUGUUUCCAGAAGAUGGCCUUCAGGGUUUUAACUUCACCCGUUCAUCCAUUUCCGGAUACAUGGAGACCGUUCCUGACCCUCAGGAGGAGAGCUGGAACCCCUGCACCGAGCCGCACCGACACAACAACACUGAGGUUCUCCAGCGACUGAGCUGCAUGGCCCGUAGCUACAACCUCUACCUAGUGGCAAACAUGGCUGAUCGGCAGCCCUGUCCCCUGAAGACAGCCCCGUCCUCGUGUCCCCCCGAUGGACACUGGCAGUUCAACACCAAUGUGGCUUUCAGUUCUGAUGGCCUGCUGGUGGCACGCUACCAUAAACAGAACCUCUACUUUGAAGAGUCCUUUGAUACGCCUCCAAAGCUGGAAGUUAUUACAUUUGAUACACCUUUUGCUGGGAAGUUUGGCCUCAUCAUUUGCUUUGACAUCCUGUUUCACGAUCCUGCAGUAGCUCUGGUGGAAAGGGGUGUGCGCCAGGUGAUUUUCCCCACAGCUUGGAUGAAUGAGCUCCCCUUACUGGACUCUAUCCAGUUUCACCGGGCCUUCAGUCUGGGGGCAAACGUUACUGUGCUGUCUGCCAACCUCCGUCAUGACCAAAAGCGAAUGACAGGAAGCGGCAUCUUCACUCCGUUCUCUGCUACCUUCCACCACGCCAUGAAGGAAGACCCAGAGGAGGGCAGGCUGCUCGUGGCCAGAGUUCCAGUCUUAGAGCCGAUGGGGGUGAAUGAUGAGGCUGAAUCCACAUCAUCCAUGCCUUCAGAGUCUGGUCACUGCUACGAAGACAGCUGUCCUGGUUCUCCUUCACCUUCUUCCUCCUCCAACCCCACCUUCACUGCAUACAUGAUGCAUGACCCAUUUAAAUUUGUCCUCAUAAACAAGUCAGAGGACAAUGUCACAGUGUGUGACGGUACGUUCUGCUGCCAUCUCCAGUACAAGUGGACAGCACAUGACCAAAGGAAGGAACUGUAUGCUCUGGGAGCAUUUGCAGGAACGCACACCGUGAAUGGACGUUAUGCCUUGCAGGUGUGUGCAGCAGUCCGCUGCGCAGGGCUGGAGCCCAGCUCCUGUGGACAGAAAGUGGAGGAGGCGGAGUCCAAGAUGGACUUCCUGUUGGAGGCGACUUUUCAGACAAAACACGUGUACCCUUCAGUUCUGGUGAACCGCAUGGUGCUGGAGCAGCCUGAGAAGCUGGAGAGAGCUGCAGGUGGGAGGGUGGCCAUGAAGCACUCAAACAUGAGGGGCGGCCUGAUCACUGCCUGCCUGUAUGGACGAAUGUACCACCUGGAUAACGAGGGGCUCGCUGUGCAAUAAUAGAGUCGUACUAAAAUCAAACUCUGAUUGAGACCUUUGAUGACCUUCACAUGUCACAUCAUGUCAUAUAGGAACUAAAUAAAACAAAUCUUUUUA
Molecule: messenger RNA, 1645 nt
Organism: Fundulus heteroclitus (mummichog)
Lineage: Eukaryota; Metazoa; Chordata; Actinopteri; Cyprinodontiformes; Fundulidae
Product: biotinidase
Exons: 6
Coding region: 29-1549 (506 amino acids)
Molecular function (GO): hydrolase activity, acting on carbon-nitrogen (but not peptide) bonds, in linear amides
Source: RefSeq, a predicted model, not a curated record